Messenger RNA from Williopsis jadinii, 975 nucleotides. RefSeq lists its product as uncharacterized. The record is from RefSeq and is a predicted model, not a curated record. Bases 7 to 924 code for a protein of 305 amino acids. NCBI's taxonomy places the organism in Eukaryota, Fungi, Ascomycota, Saccharomycetes, Phaffomycetales, Wickerhamomycetaceae. The transcript has a single exon.
AAGAGAAUGAACUCAGUGGGGAUGAAAGAGGCGUUGAGAGGUCUCAUACGACAGACCAGAUCAUCGUUUCUAGAUGCUAGAACACAACGGCUGAUGAUUGCGGAGUUGAAGAAGAGGAUACGCCGUGAUCAGCCGAAGUUGUUUGAUGAGGUACGCCAUCUCAUCUCGAAGGUGUCCGAUGGAGACGUUUAUUCGAUCCCCACAGUGCUGGAAAGGUACUAUCUCCAAGGUAAUUAUAGGGACCAUAAGGAUGUUCAGUACUUUCUGAAGGGCCACCUGGAUUCGUGGCCACAUGAAAGCAUAAGAAGGAUCCUGAAUAACGAGAAGAACACAUUGGAACAGAAGUGCAGACAUAUGAACCAAUUGAAGAGCAUCAAGUUCCCCCAGAGAGAUGAGCGACAGAUACCUUCCAUCUCGAGCAUUAUGGGCAUAUCGCAUGUCUCAAGAGACAUCGAUAUCUUGCCUGUGGAAUCUACAAGGCUCUAUACGGAUAAAGACCAACGAUUUAACCUCAUGUUGACAAAAGUGCUGGCGAUAUACCGAUUCCUAUUGGGAAACACUUAUGUACACUCCAGAAACUUACAGUCACCAAUCGCUAGAAUUCCACUGAAAGUCUCUGGUGAGGACGUUGCGCAGUGUAGAAAGGUCAAUAUAAUAAGGAAGAAGAUAAGGUAUCUGAGACAUGUGUUGAAGUCAAUACCACCUCUGGAGCUGGACGAUCACAACUAUUUGACAAAUCUAUUGGACACGUACUAUCUUGAUCCUCCUAAGGAGAUUGAUAGACACCUCAUGAAGAAGAUCAGAAGAGAAUACAAGAAAUUUCUAAGACGUACGUAUACUGUUGAUCAAGACUCAACAGUAAAGCAUAACAAAUAUGCAUUCAUUAUAGCUAAAAAUGCCCCAGACAGUGCGUACUUCCAUUAGCUGAAUAGCCUUCCUGUACAUAGAUAUAUGCCAUGUGUUUCAUAUUUGGUU